AAGUUACUUUCUUUGUUUUUUCUUUAUGUAGGUGGAUCUUGAUUGGUUUUUGUUGAAAUGGGUGAUUUGGAGUUGUUGUAAUUUGUGAUUUGCUUUAUGGGUUUUGUGUCUUUCUGCAUUUCUUACACAUUUCAAAGUUCAUAACUUUGAGGGGGGGAGGAAAGGAGCAAUCUUGUUGUUAUGUUCUUGAAUUUGUGUUUGAUGGUUGGUAUAUGAUCAUGUAGAUAAAGUGUGUUUGGUUAUACUAAAAGAGAUUCAUUUUUGGGGGGGAAGUUAGUGUUGUGUUAUUACUAGUUAUUUUCCUAUGAUUCUCAGUACUUGACAAGGUCUGAAUGAAGUUACUUUUUGUUUUUCUGUUUUUAGGUGGAUCUUGAUUGUGAUAUCUAUCAUAGUAUGUUGUUUAUUGUGUUUCAAUUAUCGCACUAUUUGGUUGUUGUUUUGUUUUUUUUCUUGUAGACUUUGCACUGUUCCGUUGUUAGUUGCUAUUUUGCUUCAUUGUUUCCUUCUUCUUUGUAUCUGGAUUUGUUGCACUUGAGCCGGGGGUGUUUCGGAAAUAGCCUCUCUACCUCCUUGAGGUAGUGGUAAGGUCUGCGUACAAUCUACCCUCCCCAGACCUCAUUUGUGGGAUUUGACUAGGUUUGUUGUUGUUGUAGGUUGAUCUUGAUUGGUUUUCUGUGGUUUUUGUUGAAAUGGGUGAUUUGGGAUUGUUUUGAUUUGUGAUUUGCUUUAUGGGUUUUGUGUCUUUAUGCAUAUCUUACACACUUCAAAGUUUACAACUUUGAGCAAAAAAACACACACAAAAAGAGAAUCUUGAAAUUUGUUCUUCAGUUCUUGAAUUUGUAUUUGAUGAUUGGUAUAUGAUCAUGUAGAUAAAGGGUGUUUGAUUAUACUAAAAAAGAUUCAAUUUUUAUUGGGAAAAUGAGUGUUUCUUUGAGUGUAAUGACUUUUAUUCUCCUAUGAUUCUCUGUACUCAACAAGGUGUGAAGUCACAGUUGGAUUAUAUUCAGCAGUGCUUGCAAGGUUAUGAACAGUUCGGAAUAUCAAGGAAAGGAGCUGAAGACACUUCUGAUCAACACUGCACCAUAUUUUAUGACAAGGAUAAGGUCGAGCUUUUAGAAGGGGGAACGUUUUGGUUGUCUGAAUCACCUUCGGUGCCUGGAAGCAUGUCUUGGGGUUCUACAGCACCGUGCACCGCAACAUGGGCAACAUUUCAGUUGAAAGGAGUUGAGCAGCCGGGUUUUUCAUUUCAGAUUGUUAAUACAACCAUGGAUGAGUUCAGUCCCCGUGCACGAAGACGAGGUGCUUUGCUCACUUGGCAGCAUAUUGCAUCCUUGCCCCCGAGCUUAUCCGUCGUGUACUGUGGAGGAUUUAACACCCAAAAGGAAUCAACUACCGGCCGUUUUCUUCUUGGGAGAUCGAGAGAGCACGGAGUUGUCGGUGAUAUGAGAGAUGCUUGGCCAAACGCUCGUGUGAGGAAAAAUGUAUCCCUUAUACGCACGUAUCAUGGAUUCAAAGGUACUAAGCAAGGUCCAGUCGAGUUCCUCAAGUUAAUAUUCCGAGCACUUUGUCUGUGCUGGGAUCGACAAACUCAGGAUCUGCAUGUCGACUGGAUCCUUUUCAGAGGCAGAUCGUUGAUACCUGUCUCGUGUGAGGUGGUGAACGACAACAUUGAUGGCUUUUAUCCUUCUUCUCAUUAUCCUGUAUUCGCGGAGUUCAUGCUUCCUCGAUCAGUUAGACUAAUCGAAGCAUCCCCAGAAAACCGAAACUAAACUAUUCCUUCUUGAGGUUUUCGCCAUUUCACUUUCGUGCAUUGUUAUUUAUUGAUUGAUUGAUUUUUUUUUUCGUAAGUUGCUGAUAUAUGGCUAUUACAUUGUUCAACGGGCAGCCCCGUGCACUAUGCGCGGGGUCCGGGGAAGGGUUGAACUACAAGGGUUUAUUGUACGGAUGUAAAAUGGAUGAUUUUGUUGGUUAGAAUAUUGAACUAUGAUCUUGUUUCA
Capsicum annuum is the source of this 1997-nucleotide messenger RNA. RefSeq lists its product as uncharacterized. Lineage: Eukaryota; Viridiplantae; Streptophyta; Magnoliopsida; Solanales; Solanaceae. Bases 957 to 1769 code for a protein of 270 amino acids. Gene Ontology annotation, molecular function: 3'-5'-RNA exonuclease activity. The record is from RefSeq and is a predicted model, not a curated record. The transcript is spliced from 6 exons.